AUGGACCUGGGGACCCGCUGCAGCCGAGCCCUGCGCCCGGCAUGGAGGCGCGGGCGCUGGCGCUGUGGGCCCUGCUGGCCGUCCUGGCGCCGGACCGUGCGGACCGCGGAGCCGGGGCAGGCCCCCGCGAAGGAGCUGUGCCGGCCCGCGGGGUGCGCCCGCGCCGACCGCGUGUGCGUGGGCCACACCGUCACCUUCUACUCCAAAUCCAAGGUGGGGGUUAUGCUCAGCAAGCGCUGCGCGCCCCGGUGCCCCAACAGCAACAUGGCCUACGAGUGGCUGUCGGAGCCCUGGCUCUUCAGGAGGGUGCAACGGCAGUGCUGCAACGUGAGCUUCUGCAACGCGGCGCCCCCCGCCCCGGGGCGGCCCGGGGCCCGGCCGGGCGCGCUGCUGCUCCCGCUGGGCCUCAGCCUCCUCGCGGCCUCCCCGUGA
This is a messenger RNA of Eptesicus fuscus (big brown bat), 432 nucleotides long. It is a transcript of the gene LY6L, whose product is annotated as lymphocyte antigen 6 family member L. Gene Ontology annotation, cellular component: plasma membrane. The transcript has 4 exons. The coding region runs from base 1 to 432 and encodes 143 amino acids. Lineage: Eukaryota; Metazoa; Chordata; Mammalia; Chiroptera; Vespertilionidae. The record is from RefSeq and is a predicted model, not a curated record.